UUUCCGUGAGUCAGUUUGAAAACACUGAGACGUGUGGAUGAGAGACGAGCACCCUGACUGCUGCUGGGCUGAUUGAGGUCUAAACUCGGAUCCACUUCCUCGUACGGCACAUUUGACAGAAUGCAUCCCAUCAUUCUUCUCUUUGUCAUUUCUCUGCUUCACGCAUAUGAAGCCCGAGGCUCCGACACUGUGACUCCUGUAUUUGUGCAGAAGGGGAAGGAUCUGCUUCUCAACGUCACGGCUCCUGUUAAAAUAGUUGAACGGAGUGAUUUUAGAUGGAAAUUUAAUAAUUCAAACAUAUUUAGAUUAUUUGAUGAUAACAGAUCAAUAAUAAUUGGCCCCUAUGAUGGAAGGCUCAAGAUUUUUCUCCAAAAUCACUCUUUGCUUUUGGAGAAUUUGCAACAAGCCGACAGUGGACAUUACACUGCAGGUGUUUCCGGGGAAAAUGACGAUUAUGUGGGUAAAUACAGCGUCACAGUUCAAGAUCCAGUGUCUCCGGUUAAUGGGAAAGUGGACUUACUCUCCUCGAGCUCCGACUCCUGUAACCUCACAGUGACCUGCAGCACACAGGACUCCCAUCGCAUCAACAGCACUUUUAGAUGUGACAACAACACCUGCAGCCAGGAGGAGGGAGGAGAGAGGUCCAAGGUCACGACCUCAGGCACCUCCUCCGUGUCCACCUGUCCGAAGGCUUCUCAGUUAUAUGUAACCAUAGCAACCAGGUCAGCUCGGACGAGCACAUAACAAUGAUUAGGGACUUUGUUUCUCAAAUCCUGCCCCUGAACCACCGAACUAUAUCACUAUCGCCUUUGUCAUUGUCACAGUCAUUGUGGUUUUGGUGAUAUUUGCCAUAGCAGCUUUGGUUCGAUAUCGAAAAAAAGGAAAACG
Molecule: messenger RNA, 888 nt
Organism: Hippoglossus stenolepis (Pacific halibut)
Lineage: Eukaryota; Metazoa; Chordata; Actinopteri; Pleuronectiformes; Pleuronectidae
Exons: 4
Coding region: 121-744 (207 amino acids)
Source: RefSeq, a predicted model, not a curated record